AUGCCCUGCACCCCUCGCAUCCUCCUGACAAUCGACACCCCCCUCCUGUCAACCCCCUCCGCAGACACGCUCGUACUCAGCCGCAAAGUCAACGACGCCUUCACCUGCGCGCUGGCCGUCGCCUCGCUGCGCCCGCGCAACGGCGACGACGACCCCGACCACGGCGGCGGCGGCAGCGCUGCUGCUGCCGGCCCGCUGUUCGCGCACAACGUCUUCGCGUGGGAUGACGAUGAUAACGACGCCGGCGGCGGCGGCGCGUUCCGCGUCGCUGUCUCGUACUCCCCCGCCGCGGCUGGUGGUGGUGGUGGGGGAGGCGCGAUCAGCGCGUCGUUUACGGAUGCGGUGGAGGUCGCGCACGGCGAGACGGUGCGGUUCAGCGGGAAUCGGCUGGUCAAGGUUCCUACUGCGGCUGCUCCUGGCGCGGGGGUUGGGGGAGGAGGAGGAGGAGGAGGAGGUAAUGGUGGCGGUGAUGGGGUGGAGGGGAGUGCUGUGGUUGUGGCGAAUCGUGAUGCGUUUCGGGGGGCGUUGGGCGAAGGGGGUAACAGGUUGGGGAGGUUGUCGCCGCCGUCGUCGUCGGCAUGCGUGUUCUCGGUGGUCGAUGUGCCCUCGUCGUGCAGGGUCGAGGUCCUGCAGACCGUGGGCGGAAGGGGCUCGUUCUGUCGCGUGUUUCAGAGCGAGCUGGCAGGUUUGAGCGGGACGGUGGAAAUUAAUAUCUCUAAUACUUGGUUAGCGAACACCAAGGAUGCGUAUUCUCCGUUGGCCAGCACGACGGGGUCGUACUCGUGA
This is a messenger RNA of Thermothielavioides terrestris NRRL 8126, 786 nucleotides long. RefSeq lists its product as uncharacterized. The record is from RefSeq and is a predicted model, not a curated record. NCBI's taxonomy places the organism in Eukaryota, Fungi, Ascomycota, Sordariomycetes, Sordariales, Chaetomiaceae. Bases 1 to 786 code for a protein of 261 amino acids. The transcript has 2 exons.